Polyodon spathula (Mississippi paddlefish) is the source of this 2330-nucleotide messenger RNA. RefSeq names its product FAD-dependent oxidoreductase domain containing 2 (gene foxred2). The transcript is spliced from 12 exons. Gene Ontology annotation, molecular function: flavin adenine dinucleotide binding; monooxygenase activity. Lineage: Eukaryota; Metazoa; Chordata; Actinopteri; Acipenseriformes; Polyodontidae. The record is from RefSeq and is a predicted model, not a curated record.
CUUCUGCAAAUUCAGAUGCGUUUGGUUUUGAUUUUGCAGCGGAGGGAGGAUAACGGGCUGGCAGGACCUCGCCCUGCCGAGCUGUAGCGGUCCCGAGAAGGGCUGGCUCGGUAAAGCCGAGCCCGAAGGGAGAGAAAAAUUAUUUGAUAACCCGACCUGCACGAAAACAUGUUGAGAGAAUUCCAAUUCAGAAUGAAGCUGCUGGAGGCGGUCUCUCUGCUCCCUCUGCUGGCGACUCUGACACACUGCAGCCCGGCCGGAGCUCAGAACGCUCAGAACUCUCGGGAAAGUUCUCCGAACUUUCAGAGCCCACCGACGCUCCGCUAUCACCAUGACUACUGCGUCCUGGGGGCGGGGCCGGCCGGGCUGCAGAUCGCGCACUUUCUGGAGAAAUGUGGGCGGGACUACGUGGUGCUGGAGAGAAACCACGCCCCCGGGAGCUUCUUCCAAAGGUACCCCCGACACAGACGGCUGAUCAGCAUCAAUAAGAUCCACACGGGCCGAUCGAACACAGAGUUCAAUCUGAGACACGACUGGAAUUCACUGCUGAGCGACCGAGACAGUCUGAGAUACAAACACUACAGCAAAGAAUACUAUCCACACGCAGACAGCAUGCAGGAAUACCUACAGCAAUACAGCACUGAACUGAACCUGAGAGUGAGGUACGGAACUGAAAUUCUAAACGUGCGGAGAGGGGAGAGAGAGGGGGGGAGAGGAGAGGGAGAGGGAGCCUGGCACAGCCAUCGCUUCGUCCUGACCGAUCAGGAUCAGAACACCUACACCUGCAGCGUGGUUCUGGUCGCCACCGGGCUCUGGGUUCCCAAGCAGGUCCGUUUCCCCGGUUCCGAGUUCCUGGAGGGGUACGAGUCGGUGUCGGUGGACCCGGAAGACUUCGCCGGUCAGGCGGUUCUGAUUCUGGGGAAGGGGAACUCCGCGUUCGAGACGGCGGCCAAUUUAUUAGGGACGGCCGGCCACCUGCACCUCUACAGCCGGACCCCCGUCAGGCUGGCCUGGGAGACACACUACGUGGGGGACCUGAGGGCUGUCAACAAUGACCUGCUGGACUCCUACCAGUUGAAGUCCCUGGACGGGCUGGUAGAGGGCGCUGUGGAGCAGCUGGCUGUGCUCCGGGACGGGAGGGGCCGGCUCUACCUCACCCUGGCGGAACUCCUGCGGGCUUCCAACGUCUCCCGGGCGACCGCGGAAGCCCUGGACAUGCCCACGCUGAUGUCGCUGCUGCCCGCGGACCAGGACGAUAACUUCUCUCUGCGGAGGCCCUACGACAGGAUGGUGCGGUGCCUGGGAUUCGAGUUUGACUACUCCAUCUUCAACAAUGACACGGCCCCCUUCCCUCGUCGGGGGCCCCCCAGGAAGUACCCCCUCCUCACCCCCUGGUACGAGACGCAGCGCACCCCCGGAAUCUUCGUCAUCGGCACCGCCAGCCACGGGAGAGACCAUCGCAGAUCAGCGGGGGGCUUCAUCCACGGGUUCCGGUACACAGUGCGAGCGGUGCAUCGUGUGCUGGAGCAGCGUUACCAUGGGAACAGCUGGCCCUCCAUCUCUCUGCCGACCAGUCAGCUGCUGGGGGCGGUCCUUCGCCGGAUCAACGAGGCGUCGGGACCCUAUCAGAUGUUCAGUGUGCUGGGAGACAUUGUGCUGCUGCAGGGGUGAGAGAGAGAGAGAGAGAGAGAGUCUCCUCUCCAGUCCCUCCCGGCUCUGGAGCCUCUCUCUGGGCUUGCUGUGAGCCCGGCCGGCCUUUUGGUGAUCACCAUGCAGUACGGUCAGAACCAGACUAACCCCCUGGGCCAGAACCGGGCCAUCAGUGACUGGAGAGAGGCCUGGAGGUCCAAAUUCCUGCACCCGGUCAUCUACUACUACAGAACCCUGCCCUCAGCCUCAGAGAUGAAGCUCCGCCCCCGCGGCUGGCCCUUGCCCCGCCCCCACGCCCUCCAUCACGUCGUGGAGGACUUCCUGACAGAGUGGAGUGGAGCCGUGUCUCACAUCCAACCACUGAGGAGAUUCCUGGAGCACUGUGUGAGCACCGAGCUGAGAAACUACUAUACAGAGUCCUGUUUCCGCCUCACUCUGACCAAUCGCAGCCCUCCGCUCUCCUGUCGCCAGGGUUACCUCAGGAAGCAGGGCCUUGUGGGUAACGCCAGGCUGUGGCGACACGCCAUGGAGGCGGGGCUAAUGCAAGACUUCCUGCCGGAGCCAGCGCCCUCGAGCCAGUCACCUGACACGAGACCAGGGUUCACAGGUCACAGCGAACUCUGACCUCGAUUAUAUAUAUUAUAUAUAUAUAUAUAUAUAUAUAUAUAUAUAUAUAUUAU